AUGCCUCCAAAACAGGUCACAGAAACCACUUCAAUGGGCGAUGGUUCCUUGACUGCGCUAUCUCCGACCCAGGGGGAAACGUCUGAAUCUGUUCAUAAGCUCUUGGAUCCGAUCUUGAGUGGCUCAUCGCCCAGCUACGCCGCGUAUUCGAGCCAAAUAUAUUUUACCAAGCACCAAACGUCUCAAACACCUGCUGUCACUCCCAAUCUUGCAUUACUCGAAGAAUCGGCUCGAGCUCGUCUUCCUUCCGAAGCUUAUAAUUAUGCUGCAGGAGGAGCAGGUCUCGAAUCGACUGUCUCUAAGAAUGUCUCUGCAUUCAAAACAUAUUCCAUUGUUCCGCGCAUGUUACGUCCCGUUUUGCCCCGACGAGAUCUAAGCCGUACGGUCUUUGGCCAAAAGCUGCCUGCUCCAAUUGUUAUGGCACCGAUCGGUGUUCAAAAGCUGUUUCAUUCCGACGGCGAGCUCGGGACUGCCAAGGCCUUCGGAGAAAUGGGACUGCCAUACACUAUGUCAACUGCAAGUAGUACUGGUAUGGAAGACGUUGCUCAGGCUAAUGGGGCCGGAAACCCUCGUUGGUACCAGCUUUACUGGCCUACUGAUGACGAACUCACACGCUCCUACCUGAAACGCGCGAAGGCAAGCGGAUACGAGGUACUUGUUGUGACUGUUGAUACAUGGGAACUGGCAUGGAGACCACGCGACCUGGAGACGGGUUUCUUUCCGUUCGUUGAUGGUGUGGGGACCACUCUUGGACUUGAAGAUCCUGUGGCUCAGAGCCAACUUGGAUUUAAUGCAACUAACAAGAUGGCAUCCAAGGAACAGAAAACGAUGGCGAAUCUGUACCACGUGGUUUCAACUAGCAGAGGCGUGAGUCCUCAGUGGGAAAAUCUCCACAAACUAAGGACUUGGUGGGGAAAGGGACCAAUUGUACUCAAAGGCAUACAAAGUGUACACGAUGCCCAGCUUGCUCUGGAACAUGGCAUUGAUGGGAUAAUUGUCAGCAAUCAUGGUGGUCGGCAAGUUGACGGUGCAAUUGCUUCUGUUGAUGCACUCGGUCCCAUCGUCGACGCUGUAGGUGGGAAAUUAACUAUUGGGUUUGAUUCGGGUAUCAGAUGUGGUGCGGACAUCUUCAAGGCGUUGGCGAUUGGAGCAGACUUUGUGCAACUUGGGAGACCUAUUCUUUGGGGUCUGGCAUUAAAGGGAGAGGAGGGCGUAAGGCAUGUCUUAAAGUGCCUAUUGGCCGAAUUUGACUUGACGGUGGGCUUGAGCGGCUGUACUGGAUUAUCGGAUAUAUCAAGGGAUAUAUUGUAUUAA
This is a messenger RNA of Lachnellula hyalina, 1314 nucleotides long. Its product is annotated as putative lactate 2-monooxygenase. NCBI's taxonomy places the organism in Eukaryota, Fungi, Ascomycota, Leotiomycetes, Helotiales, Lachnaceae. The record is from RefSeq and is a predicted model, not a curated record. The coding region runs from base 1 to 1314 and encodes 437 amino acids. The transcript is spliced from 2 exons. Gene Ontology annotation, molecular function: FMN binding; oxidoreductase activity.